AUGCCUGCAACAGAACUAGCGCCACCACCGCCAAAGAUUCCAUUGCACUUGCAGCAAGACCCAGCGGAUGACGAGAUGCGCAAGACGGUUGUACGGCGCAGAGGUGCGAAUUAUCUACAAAAAGAGGAACAGGCUUUGCUUGAACUGCAACAACGCGCGAGUGCACGAUCGCCUGUAUCACUUGAUCGGAUCGCUGAGUUGGAUGACGCGCCGCUCAAUGUCUAUGAACGUGGCGAAGCGGUGGAUUAUGAUGGCAAGAUUUACUGUUGUGGUGCCAAAGGCCUUGUUAAGCAAGGUGGCCGCUUGAGUGCUCCCAAUGAAGUCAAUUUUGGUUACGACGACGAUCGUGGCGAUUAUUUGAUUCAUCAUGGGGACCAUUUCGCAUAUCGCUACGAAAUUGUGGAUAUCCUGGGCAAAGGCUCGUUUGGACAGGUGAUGCGCUGUAUUGAUUACAAGACUGGUAGUCUGGUAGCCAUCAAGACGAUUCGCAACAAGAAGCGCUUCCAUGCACAGGCGCUUGUUGAGGUGAAUAUAUUACAGCGGCUUCGCGAAUGGGAUCCAGAAGACAAGCAUUGCAUGAUUCGGUACACGGACCACUUUUACUUUCGGCAUCACUUGUGCAUUGCCACCAACCUGCUCGGCAUGAACUUGUAUGAGUACAUCAAGGCGAAUGAGUUUCGUGGUUGUUCGAUCGGUGUCAUUCGCAGCUUUACCCGGCAGAUCUUGUCCUGUCUUGAGCUCCUUGGUCGGCAUCGCGUCAUUCACUGCGACCUGAAACCGGAAAAUAUUCUGCUUGUCAAUAUCUGGGAGAGCAAGAUCAAGAUUAUUGACUUUGGCUCGAGCUGCUUUGAGGACCAAAAGGUGUAUACCUACAUUCAGUCCCGCUUCUACAGAUCACCAGAAGUCAUUCUAGGCAUGUCGUAUGGCCUACCAAUUGACAUUUGGAGCAUGGCGUGCAUUCUAGCAGAGUUGUACACGGGCUAUCCGAUCUUCCCCGGUGAAGAUGAGCAAGAACAACUCUCCUGUAUUAUGGAACUGUUUGGCCCGCCAGAAAAGCACCUUAUUGAAAACUCCACCAGGAAGAAGCUCUUCUUUGAUGGGUUUGGCAAACCUAGACAGGUUGUGUCGUCGCGCGGGCGCAAACGGAGACCGUCGAGCAAGACUCUAUCGCAAGCACUCAAAUGUCAAGAUGAAGCAUUUAUUGAUUUUUUGACGCGUUGUUUGCGUUGGAAUCCAGAGAGUAGGCUGACACCGACCACGGCACUUGCACAUCCCUUUGUGACGGGCGAGGCAAUGCCGGUGUCCUUGCUCCCGCCGCCAACCUUGGCUUCGCGGCUUGGGUCACCUCGCAAGUUUGAGCACAGACGCCUUGCUUCUGGGCUGCCGGUGAAAUCCCACUAGAAAGUCUAGAAUGCUCUCCUGAUGCUCGCAUCAGUCUCAGGCAGAAAAUAUACGACUCUUUGUCUCA
Messenger RNA from Protomyces lactucae-debilis, 1468 nucleotides. Its product is annotated as kinase-like domain-containing protein. NCBI's taxonomy places the organism in Eukaryota, Fungi, Ascomycota, Taphrinomycetes, Taphrinales, Protomycetaceae. The record is from RefSeq and is a predicted model, not a curated record. Gene Ontology annotation, molecular function: protein serine/threonine kinase activity; ATP binding. Bases 1 to 1401 code for a protein of 466 amino acids. The transcript has a single exon. Gene Ontology annotation, biological process: peptidyl-threonine phosphorylation; peptidyl-serine phosphorylation.